CAUACCUUCAUGGCCUAUUAGGACAGCUAGAGUAAAGCCUCGGACUGAGAUAUUCUAGCCCAUGACAGUUGGAAUUGCUCACCUGCCUGCUAGUAGUGACAAUAGCCAACAAAGCUAUUGCAAAUCCUCAGAGAGAAUUUUCACUACCCCUGAUCAGACCUGACCCCCUGAAAAUUUUACAAGAUGUCUGACCAAUCCACCCUCCUCCUACUUAUACAGCAACUCCAGCAAGAACUCCAGAACCAGCGCACCGAGAUCCAGACCCUACAUGCAGAUCUAAAUACCUCCCGAGCUGACGUCCAGCUACUCCAGACCCAGCUCUUAUCUAUGUCAAGAUCCCGCCUACCAGACCCUCCCCAUUUUGAUGGCAAACCAUAUACUCUGCGCACCUGGCUCCCAUCCAUCCAAGCAAAACUCCAAUCAGACAAGCUCACUGGAGCUGAUGCUUUUAAUUAUGUAUGGGAUUAACUAGAACAGCCACAACAGGCUUCAGUCCUUCACCUACGCCAAUCUGCAGAAGAAACCCAGUUAUGGGAUGCAGAAGUCAUCUUCUCAUUCUUCCAGCAUCUUUGCCAUAAUCCCAGAGAACACCAGGAAGCCAUGCAGCACUUUACUACUGUGCAGCAACAGGAAGAUAAGUCCCUUAUUGCCUUUCUUGCCCGCUUUAAGCGCCUUAUGUAUGAGGCUGGAGCA
Molecule: messenger RNA, 693 nt
Organism: Aspergillus novofumigatus IBT 16806
Lineage: Eukaryota; Fungi; Ascomycota; Eurotiomycetes; Eurotiales; Aspergillaceae
Exons: 1
Coding region: 184-468 (94 amino acids)
Source: RefSeq, a predicted model, not a curated record